Exophiala xenobiotica is the source of this 1504-nucleotide messenger RNA. RefSeq lists its product as uncharacterized. Bases 152 to 697 code for a protein of 181 amino acids. The record is from RefSeq and is a predicted model, not a curated record. NCBI's taxonomy places the organism in Eukaryota, Fungi, Ascomycota, Eurotiomycetes, Chaetothyriales, Herpotrichiellaceae. The transcript has a single exon.
CUGCAGAAAACCGGUUGAUCUGAGUUCAAGUUGCAGCAGCUGAGAGCUUGCCGGGGCGUUCCGUACACUACUCAAAAGAGGCGAAGAGCGGAGCCAGAACAACUGGAAGGGAGGACAUAUAUCCUGACAUCGGAUCUCGAAAAGACUUAGUAUGGCGUUCAACGCAAAGAAUCUGGAAUACGACAAACAUGAACCCUCCUUCCUCCGCAAGUUGCGAGGAGAGUACGGUGGCCUCGAUGGACGCCACAAUGUCCAGAUCGCUCGGCCAAAGAAGGAUAGACUAAAAACGGGAGACGGCGACGAAGACGAGCCUGUCAUUCUGGAUGAAGCAGGCCAGAUAGUCGAAAAGUCCGAAUUCGAGCGAAGACUCAAAGGAGACGACGGGAUCGAUCCAGACAAGCAGCCUAGCGUGGAGGAACUUAAGGACGAAAGCGAAAUCGGCGGAGAAAACGAGCAGCAAAGCGAAAGGCAGAAAGUCACCGAGAUUGGCGGGCCAGCGCACGUGAAGAAGCGCAAGGCUGGGAAAGUAGUAGGGGACGAUGAGGACGAAGCAGAUGAAAAAGCGGCAGCGAGGAAUGAUGCGAAAAUCGAAAGGACCACCUACGAUAGUGGCGGGAUUAAGGAUACGAAGACGAAAGGCCCACCCAAGAAGAAAGGCAAGAAGAUCAAACUGUCUUUUGACGACGCAGAGGGAUGAAAGCAGUAUCAUGAUGACCAACAACACUUCGACCGCUGCCGUGAUGGUUGAAAAGGAGACUGAAGAUAAGAGCAUUCUCGGUUUCUGAAGAGUUAAUCUAGAGCCCGUUGCGGCCCUGAGGAGGAAAGGGCACCAUUACAGUCCAUUCAAUUCGCCGACGAUCAGACGGGAUGAGCAAUGUCGAGUCCCUUUCGAGCACAUCGAUUCCUCAAUUGCUGGAGUGUCCUUGGAGCCGGUAUUGCUGAAGCCUUGUGAGAUCCCUCCUCAAGUCAGCUGAAUUGACGAGGGAGCCCUUUAUCGGUUGUGCAUUCGACAGAGAUGCCGCAGGUGCAUACAGUAAUCGCAAAUACGGCAUUACCGCACAGUCCCGCCUUCACCAGGUCAUGGCCGUUGCGCCCGCGGACAAAAAAAGAAUCCAGAAGCAUGAAUAGUCUUCCAAGAAGUUAGGAAAGGUGACUCCAGAUGUUGAACAUCCGGAGUGUACUCUUCGAACCCUCCCGGAAGCAGGGACUGAGCCAAUUCACCGGUGAGACCUCCUGCCAAUCCGCGAGGUCUUAUAGGCUGGGGAGAUAAGCAGUCGUGCAAAAUACGAGUCUUGGACCGUCGGGCGGCAGCACGUCUGCCUGCAUUUUGCCAGAUGUGCUCUAGUCAACACCCGGUGGUAGCAGGCCACAAGCCUCCCAUCACGCAAGUCAUGAACCAUCGAAUGGCUUUUCUUAUAGAUCUAUGGACUAAACCCGUCCGAGGACACUUCUAGUUUGUCUUCAGCGUCUUCUGCUUCUCUGCUUCCCUCCCACCCCGUGGGCC